CCGGGGCGCACAUUUAAAAAUGCACGAUGGGCAGGCGGACAAUGAAACGAGCGGGCGCCCACAUGAAAUGUUGCAGCGGGCUGGGUGCACGUACAUUCACACACACAGGUGAAACCGAGGCUGGGUUUCCGGGGCGAGUGACGUCUUCUGGUAACGAAGUCUGGAGUUUGCGGGUCGUUAAGAGGGUAGGGUGCGCGAGGACGCGCUGCGGGUGGGCGGAGGAGUCGGGCACGCGCAGCCGCCAGUAACCGGCUGGAGGCCGAACAGUGGCGGCUGGAGGCGGAGGAGCCAGUGCUCGGACGAGUUCGGCGAGAGUCUUGAGAUUGGUCCCCGACCUUUCGUAUACCUUACUUCCCCCUUCCAACUCCCUCAUUACGCCCCGGGCCGAUUCAAAUCGCUGCCCUUGGAAGGUCGGGGUGAGCAGCUGGCACAAAACGGACAAGAAACGUUCUUCCGAAAAUGAUCAAGACUCAUCACCGGACGCCGUCCAGAAGCCUGGAGACCGUGGAGGUGAAGAGCAAGUUUGGGGCUGAAUUUCGGCGCUUUUCCUUGGAUCGAUCCAAACCUGGAAAAUUUGAAGAGUUUUAUGGAUUAUUGCAGCAUGUCCACAGAAUUCCAAACAUUGACGUGUUAGUGGGUUAUGCUGACAUUCAUGGGGAUCUGUUGCCGAUAAAUAAUGAUGACAACUAUCUGAAGGCAAUUAAGACAGCAAACCCACUUCUCAGGGUAUUUCUACAAAGAACAGAGGAUGCCGACUAUAGUGCCUUUGGUACUGACACUUUAACACGGAAAAAGAAUGUCUUGUCAAAUGUACUGCGUCCUGACAACCGAAAGAAACUUCCAAUUGCCAUCAGCUUGCCACGUGAUUUCCGCCCUGUCUCUUCAAUCAUUGAUGUCGACGUUCUUCCAGAAACCCAUCGAAGGGUGCGGCUGUAUAAACAUGGAUCUGAUAAACCACUAGGAUUCUAUAUUCGCGAUGGCUCGAGCGUCCGAGUAACUCCCCAUGGAUUGGAAAAAGUCCCUGGAAUUUUCAUAUCUAGAUUGGUGCAGGGGGGAUUGGCUGAAAGCACCGGUCUGUUGGCUGUAAAUGAUGAAGUUCUUGAGGUGAAUGGUAUUGAGGUAUCUGGUAAAAGCCUCGAUCAAGUGACUGACAUGAUGAUUGCAAAUAGUCACAAUCUAAUCAUAACUGUGAAACCAGCAAAUCAAAGAAAUAAUGUGAGGAUCACUCGGACUUCUGGUAGUUCAGGCCAGUCCACGGACAGUGGUACUAGUCAUCCCACUUUUGUGGCAUCCCAACAUGUUGUGCAGAAUUUCCAUUCAGAAGAAGUGGACAGUGAUGAAGAAACAGACAUAGUCAUAGAGGGCAACAGUGAGCCACAGCACAUUCCAGUAGCAGCAUCAACCAGUGCUAGUAUAAUGUCUUUAACAAAAAGUGACAGUGAUCAUGGUUUAACACCAAAUGGUUCUAUUGCCAGCAGUGAAGGAAAUACAUGCACAUUAAUUGCUGCCAUGAAAGUGGAUACUGUGGAAAAGGAAGAUCUGAAUAAACGAAGCAUGGAGGAGGAUGGCACGGUUAUUACACUAUAGGUUUCUUACCCUGCACUUAAAGGGUGCUAAUGAUAUAUGUUUUCAGAGCAGUCUGUUAUGGUUAUUAUGUGCUAUACAGUAACUUUUUGUCAUAAUUUUCAAAGUGUUUCAUGUGUGAAAUGAGCAGCAUAAUGUUAUAACUAGUAUGCAUUUUGAAUACACAACUUGAAAUGGAUGGAGUAGUGAAAUGUUCACUGCUUUGGGGCAGUCCCUUCCAUUUCUGUGUGUAUACUUUUAAAUAGGAGUACUUUUCAGAGAAUUGCAACUUUUACAAAGGAGAAAUAUAAAAGGUCUCCCACCCAAAUAGAUACCUAAAAAAAAAUCUCAUAUGACGAUCUAUUAUUGAUCUGGUAUAUACUCAUUGUAGAACCACAAAGAUCUGACUGUUUACAGUACAAUUCCUAUACUGAUGGUUAUUUUAAUUUUCUUUUCAGAAUAGUUGCACUUAAAUACCAAAACAAUAGCUUUAAUGUAAUGAAUAAUGAUUUCUUAAGCAUGUUUCUUUCCCCCAUCCUUUUUUCAUUUUAGAAGAUUUUUAUGUAUGUGGGCAUGCAUUUGAUAAGGUAGUAUUAACCACUGCUUAAUCCACAGUGACGUCAUAAAAAGAUGGGAUGAGGAAUAAUUGUAAAUUUCAUACUCUAGUAGCUACAUAAUUACUAUACAAUUCCUUCAAAAAAUACACGUUACAGAGACUGAGGUGAAAAGCCUGCCUCUCUGGCUUUUUAAAAAUAUAUAAUUAGUCCUGAUCAAAUAUCCUGUUCAAUUAAAGGAGUAGUGAGGUUUAUUUUAAUUAUGGUUCAAAACAGAACAGUUAAGGUACUAGCAAUACCUAUAGACUAGCUUACUAUAAUUGAUACUUGUACUAUCAAUCCGUGUAAACUUACAAAUUAUUUUGAUAUUUGCUACCAGAGAGUAUUCCUAGCAUUUUUUUAAAAAAUGCAAAUGCCCUCAGAAUUACUGAUAAUGUGAACAUAGGAAUUCUGCAAGGAAAUGAAAGUUGAAGUGCUAGUACUCAGACAAGUUAUUAAAUCUUGUGUUGUUGAAGACUUUAUAAAACUAAAUCAAACAGACUAAAUUGUCAAUGCUCCUAUUAAUUUCAGCAAAGAUUCAUAGCCUGAUGAAACAAAUUGCCACUGUGCUGUAAACUUUUCGAGUAGACACUUCAGAGUUAUGUAGAUGAAAUUCUAACCGGGAUUAAUUCUACUUAAAGCACAAACUGAUGGGGCACCCAGCAACUCUGUUGUUUGGAUAUAAACAUUUUAUUGAUGUUUUUAGAGUUGCCUUUCAUCGAUCUAGAUAAAUACUGUAGAAUAGCAUGGUUCUAAGAAGGAAAAAAAAGAUUCUAUUUAUUAUCCUAAUUCCUGGAGAAUUUUGUUUUCUCAUUUGCUUUGCUUAGUUUGUUGAUUAUUGCUUGAGGCAAACAAGAUUUUUAAAAAUGUUCUUAUUGGGUUCCCAUGAAUACAUUCACAUUUUGUGAAGCCAUGUCAGGUGUGCAAUUGCAAUUACAUUUUAAGUCACAAUUUCAUUCUCCUUGCUCUGCCAAUUUCACAUGUAUUUAAUAUUAACAUCAAACUUGCAGUGCCAUUUUAUAGUAUCCUGUACAAACAUGGGAGGCCUCACUUUUAAUAUCAGCCAGUUUGUAACAGAACAGGAAACAGUUUAGGACCAUUAGAGGGAAAUCUAAUGUGAGGAGAGGGGGUUGUUACUGACCUACUGUGUGCGGGUAAAUUAGUUGUAAUGUAGGUGCUUGCUUGUGUAAUGAUCCUGUGAGAGAUCAUUAAAGAGAAAUCCAGGCACUUAGUAAUCAACUGACCGAGUUACACCAGAAGAUUUCAAAUGUUGAGACAAAAAAACCUUAGUUUUUAAAAAAAUAAACAAAGCAAACACCACUGACUUCAGACAAUAGUUUAUAAAGACUUGUACUCUAAAUUCAGUUCUCCUAAUUACUCCCUCUGCUCUAUCCUUCCCAAUAUUAGAUUUGAUAUAUUAGAUUGAAAGUUCAUUCAGUUUCCCUGGAACCAACUUUCAAACUAGGUGGUUGUCUAGAGUUCUCCUUAAUUCUCAUUUUCCAAAGUAAUAUUUUAUGAGGAUCCUUCCAUUAGUUCUUUUGCUUAGCAUCCUCUAUCUUGAACUUAAUUCAUUACUACUGUCUCUGCUGUUUGCUUUGGUUGCCAGCAUAUAUCCAACUGCUGUCUCACAGCUUUCAAAUUAAAUUGUUAACAACUCUGCCACAAAAUUUGGUGAAGACCACACUAGAUUUAUUUCUCUAGCUACAAACUAGGGAUUACUUCAGCCUCCCUUCCUAGUUUAAAAAAAAACAAUUGAGUUUGAACUUGAUGUACCUUCCACAUUUGCUUAAAAGAAACUAAUGUUUCUUUCUUUUGGCUUUUCCACCUCAAUGAGCUGUGUUCUACAAUGUGGAUGGCAUAGUGGUUAGCACUACUGCUUCACAUUGCCAGGGACCAGAAUUUGAUUCCAGCCCCGAGCGACUGUGUGCCUGCAUUCUCCCCAAGUCUGCAUGUUUCCCCCGGGUGUUUUGGUUUUUUUCACAGUCCAAAAGUGUGCAAGUUAGAUGGAUUGACCAUGCUGAGCUGCUCAGUGUCCAGAGAUGUGUGGUCUAGGUGGAUUAACCAUGGUAAGGGCAGGGUGGGAGGAUGGGUUUGGUUAGGAUGCUCUUCAGAGGGUUGGUGUGGACUCAGUGGACCGAAUGGCCUCUUUCCACACUGUACUAUGCUAUGUUUCCAUGUUCUACACCAAAUACCCAGAUAACUUAAGAGUUUUUAUCACCAGAGUCAAUUUCUGUGACUAAGGGAUAUCCUCAACUGAAUGUAAGUUCAUUAUUUUACAAUAAAAAUAAUCCCUUAAUUCUGUAACUCAUAUGAAUAUUUUAGAUCUCAUGAAGUUUUAUGACCAUUUUUGUAAGAAGGUUAAUUUCAAGUUUUUUAAUGGGAAUAACAAUAGACCAAGAAGUCUAGAAAUGGGUCAUCUGUUAUUCUAGUGUUUACACUUGUUUCUUUGAAGGUCAGAAAUAACUUGCAUUAAAAGCAAAUUACUGUAGAUGCUGGAAUCUGAAACCAAAAGAGAAAAUGCUGGAAAAUCUCAGCAGGUCUGGCAGCAUCUGUAAGGAGAGAAAAGAGCUGACGUUGAGAGUGUAACGGACCCUUUGUCAAAGCAAAUAACUUGGGUUAGUUUUUAACUAUAAUUCCAAGCUUGUUUGAAUGAAGUUACCUCAGGGUUGCCCAUCAAAUUCACCAUCAGGUAUCCCCAUUUAUACAGUUAAACUUAAAUUUCUGAAAUUAAAAGUUUUUAUUCUCAAACAUGAGAUAUGAACUAGAUAUUCACAAUAUCUGGUUGUGGUACACUUAUCUAUCUAUCUAUGUCUUUUAUAGAAUACUGCAACAUCUUUGUUUGGAUACUGUCCAGUUGCUUUACCAAGCUAAAAAUCUUAUCAAAAGAACAAAUUGCCUUGAAACUAAAAUAUAUGUAUUUUUUAAAAAAUGCAUUUUUGUUAUGCAAGAGCAUUUCUUCAAGUCUGUCAAUGUGGUUUAUGGUCUACACUUAUAUUCUGUUAGGAUCAGGGUGGUAACAAACUCAUCAGGUUUGUAACAAGUCUGCAAGAGAAUCUGCUCCAAAUUCUGCAGAAUUUUCAUGGAAGCAGAUUUUCUGGAGUCUCCUCUAGGUGCCCUUAAAGGUGUUAAUUAAUUUGGAAGAAUAGCCAAAGAUUCAAGCCACCUGGCAACAAUAAAUCUAUAUUAUGCAGAUCCUGCCUUCCACUGAGACUACCGAUUUGCUUUAUUUGACCAAGUCCUUGUUAGCAUUUAAGCGUACCACUUUGAAAAUAUAAAUGUUUCCAUUUACUGUUUUAAUAUUAAUUACCAUUCUAAUUCAAAUUAGCCUAAACAUUAAACUAGGUCUCUAAAUGCUCAAGAAAAAUAUUUUUCUAGGACAGACCUUAAUGAGCUUAAUAGUUUUUGAGGCUUGAUCCAGGUGCUGUCUGAAUUUGCCAUUUAAAAAAAAUCAUUUUUAUGAAGUUUAUAAGAGCAAACAUUUUGUCCUAUUAUUCCGCAUUAAACUGACUCUGAAUAUCCAAACUUCUAUGUUUUAAUAUAAUAAUACUAAAGUGUGGUGUUAAAGGGACAUCACAUCUACUACAGGAUGCAGAGAAGAUUUUAACUGUAGACUGAGUCGGCUACUCUUGCCCAGCUGCUGAGAAUGAAGCACCAUUGGAAGCAGAAUGUUUGAUGUGACUUUUUACUUGGGGCUGAAGCAUGAUCAGUUAGCUAGACAGCUGGUUUGCGAUGCAGAGUGAUGCCAACAGUGAAGUUUCAAUUUCCAGACAGGCCAAAGUUAGCACAAAGAAUUUUCCUUCUCAGUUUCUUGCCUGAAGUGUGGUGAUUCUCCGUUUAAAUACUUCCCGUCAUCUAAUGAGAGAACAUUAGUCCGGUAAGACUUUACCUUUUAAGUCUUUUGUUCCUUUGCUACUGGGAUGCAUACAAUCUAUCAAAUGCCCUUCUGAAACAAAAUGUUGAAUCCUUACUUGUUUGCAAAUCUAAAUAGUACAUACAUUUAUAAAAGCCAGCAAAUAAUGAAUUUGCUGAAAAUCAUCUGUAUUAAAAUCCAUGAUGCUGGCAAAAGUCAAAGUAAAUAACAAUUAGUAUUUAAGCUUAAUUAAAUUGAUGACUGUGUCAGGUGGUGGGUUUCCUCAUAUGAAUGUCAUACAAUUUUAUACUUUAAAGCCAUCAUAAAGAAACACAUUUUUAUUUUGAAGUAUUAUUGUGUUAAAAAUUUGAGCUUUUGAAGAGUUCAUACUUUUCUCAGUAGCCUCAAAUACAUCACAAAUUACGAAAUGCAACUUGAGAGACUUCAGUUUAAAUCUGGACUGAUUUGACCUUCUGACUUUAAGUUGGUAAUGAUCCCUCACUUUUUAUUUAAAUACAUACACCUUAGUGAGCAAAGAGUUCUUUCUUCUAUCCAGGCUAAACCAACAAUUGAAUAAGAUAAAAUGUGAGCAACAUUUGAAGUGAGAAAAAUAGGAAAUAUUUUCUAACUGCAAAUCGGCAUUUAAAAAUUGGAAUACUUUGUUUAAUGCAGGCACAUAUACGGUAUGUACAUUAUACAUCCAUGUAGUAAAGGUUUCUUUUGAAGUAAUCGAGAAUUUUGUAGCAAUUUGCCUAAAAUGCUGCCUCACUUUGCACACUUUGAAAAUCCCUGAUAAAAACUGAAAGAACUGGGAAUGCUGUAAAUCAGAAACAAAAACAGAAGUUGCUGGAAAAGCUCAGCCAGUCUGGCAUCAUCAGAGAAGAGAAAUCAGAGUUAAUGUUUCGGGUCCGGUGAGUCUGUCUUAGAACUUGCUUAUUGUUUUGAAUAUUGCUCAGAAUAUGCUUAGUGUUCUGUGGAAGGAUCACCAGAUCCGAAACAUUAACUUUGAAGAUCCUUGAUUUGUUUUUCCUUUUCACUCUCCUAGUUUCAUAAGUUUUAAAAUCUAAUUUUAAAAAUAAUGAUUUGCUGUGCAAACCUAACAGUAAGUAGGAUCAGUCAUGUGCUGUUUCUAAUGACAAUGCUACUGAUAUAUUUAAUUAUCUUAAUGCAAGUUGGCAUUUUUUAAUUUGCUGAAUCUAAUAUGCUUAGUAAGGGUCUGAAAUAUGACUAUACAGAAUACAAAAUUUCAGGUAAUUUAGCCUGCUGAAUCUGUGAAAAUAGUACAUCACUUCCUUCCCAGCUAAUUAAUUGACAGCUGCAUGUUGUAUUAAAAAGCAAAAACAAACUAGCUUUACUCAGAGGUGAAGAGUAAGUGUUUCCUUUGCAGCAAAAAAUAUGAUCAGUGUGAAAAAUCACUUUUAAAUUAUAACUCGGCAUGAAACAAAUGAAGGGCAUGAAAUAUAUGAAAGGCACUUGCUUUGAUCUAAUCAUUGUGACACUGGAGAAAUUUUAGAAUUCCUGAACUUGAAAGAAAACCUCUAUUUUUGGUUACUCUGAUGUAAAACAUUCUCAAUGAAGCAUGUUGUUCAGCUUGACAAACUAAAUGAGUGCACAAUCUGAGACUGUGUUGUUCAGGACAGAAAAAUGCUGAUCAAUUCAAUGGCGAACCGCCGAACGGAUCAAAUAUUUUGUAGCAUGUCUGAAGAUAUGCAUUUUGCUUGUGAAUAUACCCUCUACUGGCUUCUCGCUGUACUACAUGUCUUAAUAUGACUGCUGCUGAAUUAUUUGUGGACUAUUUGUUCACUCUGAAACGACCACUACAAACUGGAGGGAAGUGUAUAAUUGCAUGUUUUGAAAUGGCGAUUCCAAAUGAUCAAGCUAUUUUUAUAACCUUGUAUAGGAAUAUAGUGUAUAAGUAGUUACUAAAAUAAGAAAACAAAUUGCUGUGAUGUUGCAUUUUAGAGCCUCUGUCUUUUCUGUCUCAUUUACUACCUCUUAGAUUUAUGAUAGUAAACACUGUAAUCUGACAUCAUUCCAAAUAGUUUAUGUUCCAUGUUCUGAAUAUAUAGCCUCACAUUUCUUCUUUUUUCAAGCAACUGCAGAUGGAACGCAUUUAAUGAAAAUACCCAUGCUGAGUUCUAUCUCUUGUUUGUGAAUACUAUGCUAUGGCUUUGUGAUAUUUUAAUGUAAUUUUUUAAUGAAAUGAUUUGUAAAAGAUAGGCACAGAUAUCAGUAUUUUCUUAUGUCUAUACAAUAUAUGUUUAUAUGAUCACACUAAAGAGAAAUUUCACAUUUUAGAAUCUGACCAUAGCCUCAUGCUUAAUAUGAUAUAUUUGUAUGAACUAAAGAAAAAUCAGUAGAGGCUUCAACUUUUAUAGUCAUAUUCAAGGUUUGGCUACCCUGCAGUAUUUUCGCUUUGUGGUAUCUUCUUCCCUUUUUUUUAAAUUCUUUCUGCUAAGACAAUGAUAGUGACCAUAAAUAUGCUUCAUGCAAAUCUUGGAUUUCUUUGAAAUUUUUCCCAUGAGUUGUUGGAACCAUUCAGCAUUCUAUUAAAACAUGUCAAAACAAUUUGUAAGUUGAAAUUGUAUAAAGGUGAUGGUCUUGACCUGUACAAUCCUAAUACUUGCAGAGUUUAUCGUCUACAGCUAUUCCAUAUAUGUGACUAGCUUUUGAGAAUUUGAAAUUACUUGAAUUUAUUAAGCAAACUAUUCAUCACUUCAAAUAAAACAAAUGAAAUAUUGCACUUUAAAUCCCUUUGCUAUACUUUUCACAUAACAUAGAAUUAGUAUCAAAUGCAAUCUGUAGAAAUGGGAACAGAAAACUUGGCAUGUACACUGUUGAAUAUAACAAUAAAAGCUGGUGAACAAACGA
Messenger RNA from Chiloscyllium plagiosum (whitespotted bambooshark), 8877 nucleotides. Its product is annotated as partitioning defective 6 homolog beta-like. The record is from RefSeq and is a predicted model, not a curated record. Gene Ontology annotation, biological process: centrosome cycle; regulation of cellular localization; establishment or maintenance of cell polarity. NCBI's taxonomy places the organism in Eukaryota, Metazoa, Chordata, Chondrichthyes, Orectolobiformes, Hemiscylliidae. Gene Ontology annotation, molecular function: protein binding. Gene Ontology annotation, cellular component: cell cortex; apical plasma membrane; nucleus.